Molecule: messenger RNA, 1185 nt
Organism: Nyctereutes procyonoides (raccoon dog)
Lineage: Eukaryota; Metazoa; Chordata; Mammalia; Carnivora; Canidae
Product: COUP transcription factor 2-like
Exons: 2
Coding region: 1-1185 (394 amino acids)
Biological process (GO): negative regulation of transcription by RNA polymerase II; cell differentiation; anatomical structure development
Molecular function (GO): zinc ion binding; RNA polymerase II cis-regulatory region sequence-specific DNA binding; nuclear receptor activity
Source: RefSeq, a predicted model, not a curated record
AUGCCUGGCUCGCAGGGGAGCCAGGUCUUACAGGUGCCUCCUGGGCCAGACCCACCGCCACCCAGUGCCCAGUAUGAGCCGCAGACACCCAGAAAAGAGGGCCCAGCCAGCACACUGGAGGAAAUGGCGGCUGGCAGCGAGGGCAACCUUGGUGGCUCCAGUGGUGAUACGGAGCGGCCGCAGCAGCCCAUCAAUUGCCUGGUGUGUGGCGACAAGUCAAGCGGCAAGCACUAUGGCCAAUUCACCUGCGAGGGCUGCAAGAGCUUCUUCAAGCGCAGUGUGGGCAAGAACCUGACCUUCACAUGUCAAGCCAACCAAGAUUGUCGCGUUGACCAGUACCGCCGCAAACAGUGCCAGUACUGCCGCCUCAAAAAAUGCAUCGACGUGGGUAUGAAACGGGAAGCAGUGCACAGGAACAGGAUGCUGCCCGCGCCGCCACCCCAAGGGCAGUUUAUGUUGGCCAACGGGGAAAUUCUCAACUCCCAGACUAACCUGUCUGGAUAUAUUUCUCUGCUGAUCCACGCCGAGCCAUAUCCGCUGUCUGGGUCAGGCAGCCAGGACGUGCAGCCCAACGAUGUCUUGAUCCUUGAGAAUAUCUGCGAACAGGCUGCUCGUGUGCUCUUCGGUGCUGUUGAAUGGGCCCGGAAGAUACCUUUCUUCCCUGACCUGGAGGUGAAUGACCAAGUGGCCCUGCUUCACCUCACCUGGUGUGACCUGUUCAUGCUCAACUGGGCACAGUGCUCCAUGCCCCCCCAGGUCCUCCCCUUCCUGGCCGCCACCAGCUUACACACCUCCCCGGGGUCCUCCAACCAGGUGGCCGUCUUUAUGGAAAACGUACAGAUGUUCCAAGACCAAAUGGAGAAGUUCAAAGCUCUGCACGUCGACCCUGCCGAGUACAGCUGCCUCAAGGCCAUCAUCCUGUUUGCUCCAGAUGCCCUUGGUCUCUCUGAUACAGUCAAUGUGGAAAGCUUGCAGGAAAAGUCCCAGUGUGCACUGGAACAAUACGUUAGAAGGCAGUACUCCAACCAACCAAUGAGAUUCGGAAAGCUUUUGCUUCGCCUCACUUCUCUCCGCGCAGUCCCCUCCUCAGUGAUAGAGCAAUUAUUUUUUGUCCAUUUGGUGGGUAAAACCCCCAUCAAAAUCCUUAUCCGAGACAUAUUACUGUCAGGUAGCAGUGGUAACUAG